GCUCCCGCACGCCACAGCCGCCGUCCUCGGGUCUGGUGAGGAGGUGCUCCGCCCCUGCCGCCCACCUCCGUCUCCGUCUCCAUCUCCGCCCCUUCGCCUCCACUGCCGCAAACUCUAGCCAUAAUCCCUAUGUCUUCGAAUCCCACUCCUUUUCUAGAUUUCUGAGACGAGGACGAGUUUGAGGGGAUCCCUGCCUCCGAGCUCCAAAAUCCGACGCGUCCUCCACCACGCCAGAUCCCUCUGACGUGGACGAGGCCCAGGUGGUGCCGGCCUUGCCAAGGAGCUCGGCCGAGCUCCUCCGAGUGUUCUCAACUGAGAUUGCAUGCGUCAGCUUCCUUGCGAUAAGAGAGGAGGUGGCCUAGCAGCGGCAGAUUCAGGUCGAGCACGCUUUGGAUUGGUGGAUGAUGACGAUGAUGAUGACCAAAUCAACGAGCAGCAAUGCCUGGACGAGAUCCAGAUAAGGACGAUCAAGCGGCCUGAUGCGGCAGCGGCGACACCUGCUCCGUUCGCGCACAGCGCCAUGAGGUCUCAGAUCUCCGGCGAGAUCAUGGUGGCAGCUAGGCCUACUCACCAGCCCCACCAGGCGGAAGCCUCGGUGGUUUCUGUCGUGAAGAUGGAGCCGAAGUGGCCCUCAAGCCACCCUCCAUCUUCAAGGGAUGAAGCACUCUUUUUUGUGAAUUUGGAAGAUCUUGCUGUAAUCCAAGAACUAUGGAGAGAAAUUGGUUGGGAUGAGCUUGAACAGGACAAUGUGCUAUUGCAACUGGAUGCGGAUUGCCUCAAUGUUUACAGGAAGAAAGCAGAACAGACUAGAAAGGAAAAGGAACUAUGGAAAUAAAUCGGUCAGGAUGAACUUGAACAUGACAGUGUGCUAUUGCAACUGGAGGAGGAUUUCCUCAGUGUUUACAGGAAGAAAGCCGAACAGACUAGAACGGAAAAGGUAAACCAACUUCAAGCCAUAUCUUUGGGUGAAGUAGAUAUAGAAAAAAAAAUCCCUUUUUGCUUUCGGAUAGCGUGAAUCCUUUUCUAGGGUGAAGUAGAUUGCAUUUCUUGAUGCAGGAACUAUGGAAAUAAAUCAGUUAUUGUUGUUGCUGAUAGAAUGUCAUUCAAAGUGCAUGUUUUGCAAUGAGAAGAUGAUGAACCUGAAUGUACUAGAGAUGUACUAUAAAAAGGAAGAAGAAAAUAAAUGAUAAGUAGUAAAGCAAACAGUCGGGGCUUACUAAUUAGUUUGAUAAGAACUCAAGAUCGUUGUCAUCAUCUGCAUCUUUGUGAUGUAAUACACUAUUUCCAGGCUUACAUACACAGAUUAACCAUUCCUUUUGAUAAAAACAUUGGAAACUGAAAGACUAUUCUUUCUCAUGAUCUGCCGCUUCGCAAUAUUCUUGAUAGGAUUAAUUUUAGGUCUUAAACCCCAAGUAUUACUUAAGAUUCCCUUAUGUUACAAGGUAUGUUAAUUAGCUCUUCAUUCAAAUUUCAGACUUUGCUGAUUUUCUUUUCAUGUGCAGUCUAGACAGUUGCUCAAAUAUCUAUGUACCUUCUCAUAUAAUCAUCAUGAUGAUACCUUUAAUAGUCGCAUAGUGUUUGUUCUGUUUCUUUUGAGCAUAUUUUGGACGUGUGUUACUGACAAAAUUUAUGAAAAUUUCUUUUUUACUUUUCUUUUAGAUUAUAAUAAGGUGCACUUGUUUGCGCAAGAUGGAGCUUUAUAGAAGAACUGCAAGAUGGGGUCUCAUAGAAGAAUUGAGCACUCAGAGUAUUUCAUACUAGCAUUUAGAUUUACAAAAAUAUGAUAAACUUUUUCUGGGUUCAAUUUUCUAAGACUAUAGUUGAUGCUAACCCUUCUAGAAUAAGAUAGAGAAUGUUCGGACCACUCGUGAAAAGUAUACUGACAUUACCAUUAAGAUUUAUUCAGAUCUGAUAUUAUCUGGUUUAGUUUUAUAAUAUUAUUUAUUUGGUACUAUUUGUUGUGUCCAUGUUCUACUAUUUUUCAUGGACAUACCUCACAAAGGUUAUUUCUGUGUUUUCUUUGUUUCCAUUCAUCUACAUGGUGUUAUCUCGGUUCAUGGUAAAUAAAUGACAUGUAUUUCGGUAUUUACCUCGAAAAGCUAUCUGCUAGCGGCCAAUAUUCCAAAAAAAAAUUUGGCAAUUGCAUUAGUUCAAACUUCAUCUAUGUUCGAACAAAAUGUACGGAAGGUAAGUUCAUCAUACAUCUUAAGAUUAUUUUUAAUACAGAUGAAAAAUAGCUGGUUGGUUGAUCUUUCUACAUGUUUGUCACCUUUCUUUCCUGCAUUUUACAUGCGUUUAGCAUCCAAGAUUUCUUUAGUUUACGCAUCAGACAAAUGCACUUUAUCUGUAGUCUGCUACAAAAGUAACCAUGAAGAAAAAACUACAUUUUUUUUGUAUAAUUUGGUUGCCACCAAUAAGAUGGCCACUAAUUUAGAGUUUAUUAUCUCAUGUCUGCACUACUUGCUAACCUUACUGAGAAGCAUCGAGAACAUAUUUUUGCUGAUAAAUCAGACAUAUGCAACUAUGUUUCCAGUUCUUAAUUUACUAUAUAGUUUUGGUUAGUCUGAGUAUCCUAAAUGUAUUGUUCUGAAUAUUGCAUAAAUAGACAGUUCUCUAUCUAAAACAAAGCUUGAAGAUCACCCAUGUUUGUUUGUCUAAUUUUUAUAGAGUUUUAGUUGCUUCACACAGAAACAACCAUAAAGACACUUCUGAUUUUGGGAGCUGCACACAGAAACAAGCAUCAAGAGGACUUUCUUUUACUGCUCAUCCGAACAUGUACAACUUUGUUUUUAUUUCUUAUUUUACCAUGUAGUUAUCAUUUGUUCGAUCACCGUAAAUGUACUGGUUCUGAAUAUGGUGUAAAUAAGUAGCCCUCAAAGUAAGCUUGGAAGGUCACCCCUGUUCUUUUUUGUCUAUGGAAUGACACACGGGUGGUGCAUGUGUAACAAAGAGAAAGGAUUAACGGGAAAAAGAGAAGAGGUCACCUUUAGUGA
Molecule: messenger RNA, 2993 nt
Organism: Lolium rigidum
Lineage: Eukaryota; Viridiplantae; Streptophyta; Magnoliopsida; Poales; Poaceae
Exons: 5
Coding region: 323-835 (170 amino acids)
Source: RefSeq, a predicted model, not a curated record